GCGAGUUCCCGGCAACGCCCGGUCGGGUGGUGCGCUCGCCACUGCCCUCGAUCCGGGUCUUGAAAGCUGAGACUAACUCCUCUCUGUGAGGAGGAAGCCACGGGACCGAGGGCCGGAAAGGGCCUGAGAGGCCGAGGCCGCUGUCUGAGGGAAGUGGGGGAGGGGCGCGGCCCGUUUGAGGUGAUUUGGGCGGGCCAAUUGUGAGGUAAUUUGACCCACCACCCUGAGGAAAUUAGGGUGGUGAGGUUUGGUCGGGCUUGGAAAAAAGAAAUCAGCAAGCAGGGUUUGGUUGGGCUUGGAAAAAAGAAAUCGCCCCUCUGCGUUCUUUCCGCUCUUUCCGUUGGGACGUGGUAAAGCCGAAACUAGCUCCAUAUGCUCUCCAUCGACAUCGAGGUCACCAGUCAAGAACCUAUUUAAUUAUUACUGGUGGUGAAGACAUGGGGGAUUGUUCAAUUUUAUGACAGAAGUGGGUAAGUUUAUAGGUUGGUAAAUUUCCGGAUUGGUAAACACAGGAAAUUUAGGGGUACAACAACAAAAAAGGACUGGAAGAACAUGAAGAUGGAGCAGUAAUAAACUGAAAACUCAAGGAUCAUCUACCCCAGGACCAUCCAUAUUUGACUCAACUUGAACUAUCGCAACUUAACUCUAAAAGCUCCUUAGAUCUACAGGUUUUUUUCGUAGUACAUUCCAAAAUAUUACGUCAUAGUCAUUGAGAAGAUACAGAAAAACUUAAAGAAGAAAUCAAUUGUAGUUGUAAACAAAUCUUUGAACAUAUUUUGGAUAGAUACUAGCUUUGUUUAAUUGUCAUUAAGGAGCUGGGACUUCCCAAGCCUUUACUGGAAGGAAUCCUACAAAAGCUGUUCCGUUAUAAGGUUGUAUUUCCUAGUUAGUGGGUAAAAGGCUCAAGACCUCAUUGCAGUCAUGGCUUUCACAAACUACAGCAGUCUGAAUCGAGCUCAGCUAACCUUUGAGUAUCUGCACACAAAUUCAACCACUCAUGAAUUUUUGUUUGGUGCUCUUGCUGAACUGGUUGAUAAUGCAAGGGAUGCUGAUGCCACCAGAAUAGAUAUUUAUGCAGAAAGGCGAGAGGACCUUCGAGGAAGAUUUAUGCUUUGCUUUUUGGACGAUGGAGCAGGAAUGGAUCCGAGUGAUGCUGCCAGUGUGAUCCAGUUUGGGAAGUCGGCCAAACGAACACCUGAGUCCACCCAGAUUGGGCAGUACGGGAAUGGGUUAAAAUC
Galeopterus variegatus (Sunda flying lemur) is the source of this 1238-nucleotide messenger RNA. RefSeq names its product MORC family CW-type zinc finger protein 2-like. The record is from RefSeq and is a predicted model, not a curated record. Gene Ontology annotation, cellular component: nucleus. The annotation marks the transcript as partial. NCBI's taxonomy places the organism in Eukaryota, Metazoa, Chordata, Mammalia, Dermoptera, Cynocephalidae. The transcript is spliced from 5 exons.